AUGCGGUUCAAACUUGUGUUUUGUCCACCAGAUGGAAACAUCUCUGGAAACAUUUUGUCCCUCUGUGAUACCUCAACUGCACUACAUACAUUUGAUCUUUUCCGUCAUCGUGAUAUUGAGCCUCGACUCCUUAAAAAGUUUUUAAACUAUGUUUUUUACCAUAACACCCAUCUCAAACAUUUAGGAAUCCCUGUCAAUGGUGAUAUUGCUCUCAUUUUGAGCUGUGUUUCUUCAUGCCGGGCUCUUACAUCUCUUAAGCUUUCACUUCACCCUAGAGGGAGGGAUCCUACAGAAACAUUAUUUCCAAGUUCUUUGAAUUUGCCUUUACUAACCAGCUUGGAUCUAACAAAUUUUGCCUUUUGCGGUGAUGAAAGCGGUUGUGCUGACCCCUUUUUGGCCUUUACCAAGUUGAAUACUUUGGUCCUUCGUUGUUAUAAGGUAAUGGAUGCACAAAUCCUCAGCAUAUCAAGCCACACACUUGUCAAUUUUGCUAUGCAUCAUAAUUCAUCUCUCCUUGCCAAGAUCAAGCUAUAUGUUCCAACUCUUUCUACCUUUAAUUAUACCGGGAACCACCAUAUUCAUGAAAUAUGUGGGAGCGGACUUUCUUCGGUUAAAAAGGUAAAUAUCAAAUCACGACGAUUUUCAGCUUCGAUGGAGGAUGCUUUGAUUCUAUUUAGCUGGCUGCUAAACUUUGCCAAUAUAGAGUCAUUGACAAUCACUUCAACUGUUCUUCAGAUUCUCUCCUUAGUUCCUGAUUUAUUCGAGGUUAAGCUCCCUUCUUUGCAUAAAUUGAAGUCGUUGAAAGUAAAACUGAUACGAAUUGAGGAAGGAUCUUUAUUACUAUUAAUGGAAGACGCCAUGUUAAAGAAAGCUGCUGCCAAGUCACCUAAAGAAGUUGAAAAGUUAAGAGAGGCAUUUGAAACAUGUUUGGAACCAUCCGCCGUACCUGAUGGAGUAGUUGACUUCUUGCGACAAAAUUCACCGUCGGCUGAAGUGAACAUCAGAACAAAGUACCAGAGUGCUUUUAAUCUGAAGCAGAUUGAAGAAUCUAUAAAGGGUGCGAAGAUUAACAAUUAUCAUUCGCGAUUCUCUGUGCCUUCCUCCUCCAAACUCCCGCGACUCUCUUUGCGUUCUUCCUCCUCUGUCGCACCUGCUUCGGCUGACAAGUCUGCUUCUGAAGCUGCUCCUGCUUCUGCCACCGAGCCUGCCAAGUCUGCUUCUGAUGCUGCUCCUACUUCUGCCGCGGAGCCUGCCAUUGGUUAUAAUGCAUUCUUUGUGAACCUUCUAUGUGAAAGUGUUGUUAUAUUUGGUACAUGUAUUUUCUCUGAACUUUUCAUUCUGAAGCCAUAUUCUACUGUAUGA
Messenger RNA from Vicia faba (fava bean), 1362 nucleotides. Lineage: Eukaryota; Viridiplantae; Streptophyta; Magnoliopsida; Fabales; Fabaceae. The record is from the annotation of a GenBank genome assembly.